AUGAAAACCACCAGCCAUAGUCAGUUUAAUAUUGAACCAAUCACAGUCCCUGAGCCUUAUAAAACUUACAAAAGGCCAAUUGGAGGACUUACAUUUAAAGAUGAAAUUCCAGAACUGGUUCAAGCAGAUACUAGCACAGAAGGUGACACAGCUGAACCAAGAUUAAUCAUACCAUUAACUAGUGGAAGAGAUAGCAGAUAUAGAACAGCUGGUGUACCCUAUGCAAAGUUUGCACACUUAAAACAUACUUAUUAUACCACUAAAACACACUUAUUUUAA
This is a messenger RNA of Entrophospora sp. SA101, 279 nucleotides long. Lineage: Eukaryota; Fungi; Glomeromycota; Glomeromycetes; Entrophosporales; Entrophosporaceae. The record is from the annotation of a GenBank genome assembly.